This is a messenger RNA of Phalaenopsis equestris, 635 nucleotides long. RefSeq lists its product as uncharacterized. Bases 166 to 552 code for a protein of 128 amino acids. The record is from RefSeq and is a predicted model, not a curated record. The transcript is spliced from 3 exons. Lineage: Eukaryota; Viridiplantae; Streptophyta; Magnoliopsida; Asparagales; Orchidaceae.
UUAAUCGCCUGCAACUCAUUUCUUACCAGGCCCAAACAAUCCCAGCCGCCAGUCGGUCGUUCCUGUCCCUGAUCCGCUCGCCGGCGCUCGACACUCUUCGCUAGUCCCGACGUUAUCCUUAGGGUGUUUCAUGUCAACGCUUCUUCCUUCUCCGUUUUUUAGUAAAUGGUGUCGAUCGUCGUGGGAGAAGAUUUCUAUCACAUCAUUCGGACAUUUUGCACGGAUCUAAGAAACUUUCCUCUCAUUCGGGCAUUAGGAGAUCUCUUCUGCCAAGAAUUCCACCCCCUUCACCCCGUGAGGACAAACGAGCGGCGGCCGACAUCGGAGAUUGAUAGCGUGGCAGUUCAUGCAGAAGAGCCCUUCGUAACCAGCCCGGAAGAGUGGUUCUUGAAGCGGAACAGGCAUCAAAACUAUGAAGAUGAUGGAGAUCCAAAUUUUGUUUUCGAUGUAUUGGAUUCGGUCAUUGUUGGGACCAUGGAGCGGCUGAAGAAACUCAGGUUGGGCUUUUCUUGUGUUGGCUUAUGUCAGGUUCUAGCUCUGUGUAAUGCAUGAAUUGCACCUAUCUCUUUACAUAAUCUGUUAGACUUUCUUGAACAUUUUGAGAUUUCUUCCAGGCUUAUCAUGAAUCAAUUGGG